AUGGCUUCUAACAUUGAGGAGGUGACCAAGAACACUGCAAAGAAUCUCCUUGAGCUCAUCUCCGAAACCUCUGAAAAUCUGAGGAUCAUGGAAGUGACUGACUUCUUUGACCCCAUUAAAGAGCUCGGGAGAGGAGCGUAUGGAAAGGUUCUGCUGGCCAAACAUCGGGGUUCAGGUGAGUUGGUGGCUGUGAAGCUGAUGAGCAAGGAGACAACUCCAAAGGACAACUUCCUAAUGGAAUACGGAAUGUCGCUUAGUCUCAGCAGCCAUCCAAAUAUCAUUGCAACCCAUGAGAUCGUUUUCCACACCGGCAGUGACUAUGUCUUUGUCCAGGAGGUGGCACCGGCUGGAAAUCUUCUAUCAAUAAUAAAGCCAGGGGUUGGUUUGAAUGAAGAUAUAGUGAAGAGUUGUGUUCCACAGAUCGCGAAUGCUUUGGAUUUUAUGCACAGAAGAGGAAUGGUCCAUCGGGACAUAAAACUGGACAACAUUUUGGUCAUGGACACGGAAUGUAAUAAUGUCAAACUGGCAGAUUUUGGACUGACGAUGCUCCAGGGAACUCAAGCACCCUUUAUGCCCUGGUUUAUACCGUACUCCGCUCCGGAACUGUGCACCCUAAAACAAGGGGAAAAGCUGCUGCUGCACCCGAGCAUUGACAUCUGGGCCUUUGGAGUCUUGGUAUACACAGCUAUGACGGGGUCCUUCCCCUGGAAAGAAGCAGGGGAUUGUGACCUCGCCUAUCAGAACUUUGCUUGGUGGCAAACAAAGAAGGAUCUGACCUUGGGACCAAGAAAGUGGCGACGAUUCUCCAUUGAAGCCAGGCGGAUGUUCUGGGACAUGUUGGCCCUCAACGCCUCUGAGAGGUGUUCUGCUUUGGAUGUAUUAAAAUAUGUCCACCUGCCUUGGAAAGCAGAAAUGCCUCCAGGGAAUCUAUCCAGGAAUAUGGUAGUACACGUGACAUAA
Messenger RNA from Rana temporaria (common frog), 960 nucleotides. Its product is annotated as serine/threonine-protein kinase SBK1-like. The coding region runs from base 1 to 960 and encodes 319 amino acids. The transcript is spliced from 3 exons. NCBI's taxonomy places the organism in Eukaryota, Metazoa, Chordata, Amphibia, Anura, Ranidae. Gene Ontology annotation, biological process: peptidyl-serine phosphorylation; peptidyl-threonine phosphorylation. Gene Ontology annotation, molecular function: ATP binding; protein serine/threonine kinase activity. The record is from RefSeq and is a predicted model, not a curated record.